Messenger RNA from Papilio xuthus (Asian swallowtail), 4545 nucleotides. RefSeq lists its product as uncharacterized. NCBI's taxonomy places the organism in Eukaryota, Metazoa, Arthropoda, Insecta, Lepidoptera, Papilionidae. The record is from RefSeq and is a predicted model, not a curated record. The transcript is spliced from 15 exons. The coding region runs from base 208 to 4545 and encodes 1445 amino acids.
UCACAAAGUGUAACCGCGCGCGCUUCACUUGUAUCGCGAGUUGACCUUGUGACGACGCGUCAUACGUUCGCGUGAGCCCGCGUAAAAAAAUAACCAAAACAUUUUUUUGACAUCUCUAUUUAAUUUUAAAAUAAUAGAAUUAAAAAAGUGUUUGCUGCCUUAGUGAGAUUUAUUCGGGAUUAUUUCUUUUGUGAUGUGAUUUGUAAUAUGACUAGUGUUUUAAAAAAAUCAAGAGGUACAAAAGGUAAAUCGGAAUCCAUGCAAGAAGAUUUGCCUUCGAGAUGGGGGAAUGUGUCCCGCGGGCACAGAUCCGAGGACGUUGAAAAGCUGAUCAGAUACAUUGAUGAUAACAUAAUAGGAAAAGGAAAUUCAUUCUGCGGUCCCUUCGGUCGUAGAAAAGUUGUAUACUGCGACUACAAUGGCUCCGGACGAGCGCUGCACUGGAUUGAAGGGUAUAUCGUGCGUGAUGUAUUGCCAACGCACGCGACGCGGUGCACCGCUCUAUCAUACACAUCCGGACAGAGCGAGAUAUAUAGGUCAGAGUCAAAAGCUAUAAUCGGCGCAGCGAUCGGUGCUAGUUCUGAUGACGUCAUCGUGCUCGGGGCGUCUCUACCGCGGCUGCUGCGCGCGUUACGACCGCAGAGGGUUGCACUCUUCGUGUCGUCGAGAGAGACUGAACGUCAGCUCGCACCUUGGAAAGAAUUUAAUGCUGAGAUAAUCAAAAUCUCGGAAUCCAAAGAUGGUUUCAUAGAUUUAAACAACUUGGAAAUGAAACUCCAAGAGAAUACUGGAACUGGGAAAAGAAUGAUAGGUUUCUUUCCUGCCGCUUCUAAAUUAACCGGAGUUUUCGCUGAUGAUGUUGCAACCACAUUACUUCUUCAUCAGUACGGAGCUUGGUCUUUCUGGGAUUACACUCUCGUAGCUCCGACUUCCAAUGUGGAUAUGAAUCCUACUUUCCUUGGUGUUGAGGAAGGUAUGGUAAGGAAGGAUGCGUUAUUCUUCAAUAUUGAGAAGUUUGUUGGUGGUGUACAAGGACCUUAUGUUGCUGUGGUAAAGAAGGAUGUCUUCAAGUCUUCACCGAUGUAUUCUGAUGAUGUUGAGGUGCUAUCCGAGAGGAUCGAAGAGUACAGAUGUGCGGAAGCGGUGCGCGCUGCUUUGGUGUUUCAGCUGCGGGAUGCUGUGGGCCUGCAGAACAUCAUUGAGAGACAGGAUAAUAUCACCAGACAAGUUUUAUCCCAUAUAAGAAACAUACCAGAACUAAUUCUAUUGGGCACAGAAUCACCCACAGUGAAGAGGCUGCCAAUAUUCUCUCUGAUGGUGAAACAUCCACGUGGUACAUUCCUACAUCAUAACUUUGUGUGUGCUGUGUUGAAUGAUGUAUUCGGUAUCCAAGCUAGAGGGGGAUUAACCAGCAAUUUGAACUAUGGCGCUGAUGUACUCGGUAUUGAUGACCAGUUGCUCAAGGAAUAUGAGAAAUUAUUGGAUGUGGAAGCUCAAAAGGAAGUAGCAAGAGUUCGCAAAUUAAGUGACGCCAAAGCUCCUGAUGUGCCAAUCCACAAUGAACAUCUUAGACCAGGAUUCUGCAGAAUAUCCCUACCCUACUUCAUGUCAGAUACAGAACUAGCAUUUGUGCUAGAAGCUCUCAAAAUGGUUGCCACAGAAGGCUGGAAGAUUCUGCCACAGUACGUUGUCAACACAGAAACAGGGCAGUGGAGACAUCACACGUGCUCUGUUCUAAGAGACAGAAAGUCUUUGUAUUCUUUAAGGUACAACGAUGGACAAAUCACAGCCCACGAACGAAGAGUGUCUGGUCCGGGUAUAUUCCCACAAACAUACACCGAAUGUCUUCAAACAGCAAGAAAUCUGUUCAAUAGAGCGAGAAAACUAGCAAUGAAAUGUUCAAGUAUAGAACCUGAAGUCACUUUCAAUCCAAGAAUUGAUUAUUUACGUUGGUUCAUGUUGCCUAAAGAAGCACAUGAUCUACUUCUUGGUCGUUCCGCCAACGUCAAACAUAUUGUACCUUUCGAUCCAUCAGGUUACACAGGAGCUAGGAAGAGUUUGAAUUUUUCCAGAUCUUCUGUCACUUCCUCGCCGAUUUUCGGAGCAUCUUCAAGACAUUUCAGUCUCUCGGCUAUUGACGAUUGUCAAAUAUUCCGAUUGAAACAAAAACAAAAAUUCUACUCCCGAGAAUCAAGUCUGAAAGAGACGACUAAGGAACAAGCCGUCACUGUUGUAAAUCCCGUAAAGUUCGCUUUAGGAGAAUCCGUCUCACCUUUCCGAAUCGUUCCACAAUCUGCUAAGCCUAUGUUGGGUAGGUCUAGAUGCUACAGCUUAGGUUCGGAUAGUCCACCAGUACAAUUAAGCGCGGAGACUAAAAUGAAUUUAGGCUUAAAAGAAACGAGUCCGAGCAGUGAAGUGAAAACAAAUGGAUUCUGUAAUUGCGGCAGUCAAACAGACCUCCAGUCCUUGGAUGACCCGAUGAUCUCACCCGGAAAGGCGUACCCAUACAGUGCUCAAAGCAGCACUUCUAUAUCCGACUGUAGUCAAACAGGCAGGGUAUCUCCCACUACAUCAAUAACGUCCCAUACAUCUGAAGACAUCCAGGCUUAUGUGAAAGAAAUGACAAGAGAACUGGCUACAGAAAUCAAAUCGGAAAUAAGAGGUGUUAUUUCCAAAGUUGACGAUAUACUAGAAAAUUCGGAUUCUCUUGAUCAAUCCAAUGUGAGCCUUAACUCGACAUCUAGUCAGAGCGAAAAGAAUUCAGUGUCAGUGAUUGAUGUGGCGGAAUAUCUCAUGGGUAUGUCAAGAGAAAUGGCAUCAGAGGUUAAACAUGAGAUUCGUGAAAUGGUCAACCAAGUUGACGAGAUGAUUUCUCCUGACUACGGCUCUUGUUCAAGACGUAGUUCUCCACCGCAAACGGGCAGAAGAAGAAUAGGAUCAGGUCCUGAACUUGGCUUGGACUUAAAGAAGUCUACACAAUGUUUGAGGAAGUGUACCACCAGUCCGGUUCUACCUUGUCACGCGGAUGAGGACGAAAAUAAUUUCGGGAAAGGUUCACCGAAUGUCCAAUCUCCAAAAUCCGGGCAAGGCACUCCUUCCCACGAAACGACUGGACCUAAUAAUAUUUCGUUUAACUCCAGUGAAACAUCUACUCCGGACACGAUCAUUCAAGUGGUGACGACAUCUCAUAAUUCUCCGGUUCUUCCUAAAUCGUCUAGUUCUAACAAGCUAUCAGAUGACGAGGUGUGUGCUGAUGCGGCGUGCAGACAUUGCUGCAGCAAGAAGAUCUGCUGCCAGAAUCCCUCCGUCAGCUCACAAGAUAGUGGCAUUAAUAUGACAUUCACUGAAAGCGAUGCUUACUUAGAAUUUGUAAAAUGGCGGACAUCAUCAGAUCCGACAACAAAUAAAUUAAAGAAGUUGCAAGGCAGAUUAAGAAUAUGUAAGCACGAAAAGAGCGAAGUCCCGGACAUUAUAGAGGGUGUUCCGGUGUGUUCCGGGGAUAGCAGAGUUGAGAAGAGUGACUCUGCCUCCGGGAGAGUCGCCUUCCAGAUAUCUGAUGAUGCUGAGACACAGAAUGUAACAACAUCAUCGGAUUGGAAACGAUCGAGCAGAUGUUCGAACGCGUCCUCCAGCUGCUCAGAGCGCAGCUCCAGGUCUAGUGGGUACGGCACCGACCAGCACAGGACCUCGCAUGAUUACGUCUGCUUUGAUAGGAGUGAGUCAGAGUGCGUGCACAAGUCGUGCUGGGAGGAGGAGCGCGAUGACAGCAGCGCGUGCAGCGACGCCUCCCUCACAGACUUCACCACGGAUGAUGAGGGCAAGUGGCACUGCCCUCCUAAACAUGUCUGGAAGGCCACUGUUGAGGCUAUUCACGAGCACAAGAUGGUGCGUGCGGGAGACAAAGUGCUGGUGUGUCUGUCAGGAGGACGCGACUCUGUGGCGCUGCUGCACGCCAUGCACCACUACCAGUACUACGCACGCUCCAAAGGUCAACACUUCAGUAUAGGAGCACUGUUCGUGCACGAGCCGCAGUCAGACGUGGACCCGCUGCACUUGAUGGCCUACUGCAGGACAUUGGGAGUCAAAUUCAUAUAUGAAGAUAAACUGGAUGACGAUGAGUCCAGUAACAGUAAAUCGGAGCUGCACAGAUGGGCGAGUCCUGCAGUACGACGUCGCGUGUACGUAGCUGCGCAGGCGCACGGGUACAGUGUGGCCGCGCUCGCGCAGUCGCUCGACACCGCCGCCGCAGCGUUCCUCGCCUCCGCACUCUACGCUGCCAAACUCACCACCACCAAGGCACAUUACAGGCUCCGAGAUCAAGAUUUACGUGUAAUACGUCCGUUCAUCUACGUGCGCGCGCACUCGCUGGAGGCGUUCGCGUGCGCACGCGCAUUGCCCGACUUCACCGCGCACCCCGCACACCCCGCGCACUCCGCACACCCCGCGCACCCCGCGCACCCCGCACACCCCGCGCACCCCGUGCUCGCAGCGCCCCCCACACAGCAUACAGACAAGGCCAGGUACAUUUUGCAGUACUACAUUUGA